AUGGCUUCAUCUAGAAUGAUGGCAUCAAACGAUGUCCAAUCCCCCGAUUCAAACGCCCUACGACUCGAAGAGAACCUGGAGCAGGCACCCUCCAACGCUGACCAUGCCGUCUCGACAAACGAGUUUGACAUCCCCAAAUGGAAGUCAAUUGUCAUGGUCAUCUCCUCCUUUACCAUAGUAUUCACCUGCUGCGGCCUGAACUUUGCCUUCGGCGUCUACCAAGCCUUGUACGAAGCCAUGGCUCUGAAGCCCGACACGCCAUUCACGGGAGCCUCUCCCGCGCAAAUCGACUUGAUCGGCACGCUAUCCAUCUCCUUGAUGACAAUGGGCGCUCCCUUUAUCGUAGCAUGGGCCAAGCGCUUUUCUCCCCACAGGGUCUCGUUUGUCGGCGGCAUUGUCUUCGGGCUGUCCCUCAUCCUCGCCAGCUUUGGCACCAGACUCUGGCACUUUACGCUCAGUCAAGGUUUGCUUCUUGGCUUUGGCACAUGCUCAUCAUACAUGACGGCUGUAACAGUUGCUCCGACUUGGUUCACGACGCAUCGAGGCUUGGCCAUGGGAAUCAUCCUCUCCGGCACUGGCGUGGGAGGUCUUGUUUGGGCACCGGCCCUUAAAGCAUGCAACGAUCAAAUCGGCUUCCGAAACACCCUCCGACUUACGGGAGGUGUCUCAUCCUUCCUCGUCACGGCUGCAAGUUUUUCCAUGGCCUGGGAACCAAGAACCAGGGCUCAACUUCAAGUGGUUAAUGCAGCCCGCGUCAGUCGUGCCGAUGGAAUCUUUAACGUUCCCCUCGUCGAUCUCCGAGUCGCAAAAUCGCAGAGAUUCCUAGCUCAGGCCCUCAGCGCCAUCUUCCAAGCCGCUGCAUAUUACACUCCAGUCUUCUUCUUUGCAUCCUACGCUGCCACUCUUGGAUACAGCACUACAGCAGGCGCAAACUUUAUCGCAAUCAGCAACGCAUGCAACGCCGUCGGAAAGAUUGUCAUCGGCCACGCAGCUGAUCGCAUCGGGCGACUCAACUCACUCUUCAUGACCACCCUUCUGAGUGCCGUAGUCACUCUGGGCUUUUGGCUGCCCUCGACAUUACAUGGCCAAGCCUCAAGCUCCCAAAACCUCUUCAUCACGUUCACCAUCUUCUACGGCAUUUUUGCCAGCGCUUACAUCUCCCUCUUCCCCGCCAGCCUAGUAGAGCUCUUCGGUCCGCAAAACUUUGCUUCUGUCAAUGGCGUGCUGUACAUGGUUCGUGGCAUGGCCACCAUGAUCGGCACUCCCGUAGGCGGUGUUCUCAUCCGGACCUCAAGCACUAACAUUGGGCCCAAGGCAUAUGAACGAAUGUCGAUACUGGUUGGAACACUGAUGUGUGCCGCCACUGUUGCCGUCCUUUGGGUGAGACUGGAGGCCAUGGUUGGAACCGACGGCAAGCGGAGGUGGAAGUGGAAGCUGUAA
This is a messenger RNA of Fusarium keratoplasticum, 1440 nucleotides long. Its product is annotated as MFS domain-containing protein. The transcript is spliced from 2 exons. NCBI's taxonomy places the organism in Eukaryota, Fungi, Ascomycota, Sordariomycetes, Hypocreales, Nectriaceae. Gene Ontology annotation, biological process: transmembrane transport. Gene Ontology annotation, molecular function: transmembrane transporter activity. The record is from RefSeq and is a predicted model, not a curated record. Gene Ontology annotation, cellular component: fungal-type vacuole membrane. The coding region runs from base 1 to 1440 and encodes 479 amino acids.